Gamsiella multidivaricata is the source of this 2114-nucleotide messenger RNA. RefSeq lists its product as uncharacterized. The record is from RefSeq and is a predicted model, not a curated record. Bases 1 to 1740 code for a protein of 579 amino acids. NCBI's taxonomy places the organism in Eukaryota, Fungi, Mortierellomycota, Mortierellomycetes, Mortierellales, Mortierellaceae. The transcript is spliced from 5 exons.
AUGCCUUUAAAACGGAUAUCGGCUGCUAUCCAGCACGAGAGCAAAAACAACAGCAAUAGGCAGGACACCGAUGAUGGCGACAAGGAUGAAAUAACGGAACGAGUUCGAUUCUUUGUGGAGGACAUUGUGCCUGCUUCGCCAGAAGAGGCGGCAAAAGCAUUUUACGAAAAGUUUCAUUUUCGUAAUAGGACACUUGGGACUGACGCUUUGAGAAAGACAUUGCGACGAAUGUCGACAGGCGCAAAUGGUGCGAAAGUCCAACAUAUCAAAGACAAGCUGUCCGACAAGAAUUUCAAGAAGUGGGAACGCGGCUUCUUUGCACAGCAGGCAGCGCCAGAGGAUAGCCGCGCGGCCAAAAAAGCUAGGGUAGAAGCCAGUAUUCUCGGGCUUGAAGCAAGCACACGCCUGCUCAAGAGCAGUGUGGAGCGUACGGUCAAGGGCGUGGAGGUCUACAACUCUGCGGCGGAGAUAGCAACGACGGAAGUAGAAUCGUCAACAACAGUGCGAUGGGGAAAGUCCCCUUCAAACUCAACCCCAACUCCUGCGGCUAAACCCCAUCCUGUGUCUUCAUCAUCGCCUACAGAUGAUGAGCUUGAAUUCGACCGUCACCGCUUGCGCGAGCGUUACAUGGAUAUGGCGGAUGAAAAGAAGUGGAUGCUGCCAUCAGGCAAAUACGCGGAGGACGCGUUGUAUGAGGCAUCCAAGGACAUUGAGAACUCCAUGCACUCGUUCGUUAUUGACCUUGGAGACAAAAGGACUAGGCAGGCAUUUCGGGGCGAGGACUGGAGAGCCAUCGAAGAAAGAGCAUUGUUGUUGAGCGAUCAACCCAUGCACCAUUUGGUAGAGGAAUAUCUUGACACAUUUGAUUUGUCAGAUUCCGAAUCUAAGCUAGAGAAUCUCAGGACGGCCACAUACUACGACCCAUUACAGGACGCAGAUGCGUCAGAUCUGGGUGAUGCCGCGACAUAUGAGGAAAUCGUCUUCGAAGUUGAACUUGUGAGGAAGCUGAUGUGGGAGUGGUGGCUCUUGUACCAAAAAAGUGCCAACCCAUUUAUCACUGGCACAUCGUUGUCAGAAGCAUGGUGGGCGACUCAUGCGUUCCCUACCCUAGGUUGUCUUGUUGACGAUGUUGAUAAUUGCUUCGCCAUCAAUGGUGAGAAAAGUGGGAUUGAGAGCAGCCGCAGAAAAAAUCGCCAUCGACCUGAGGAGCCUGUCAAGGCGACGCGAAAAAAAGUGGGGACCAAGGCAGACAUUUUCAUCAGGACACUUGGGCAUACGCCACGCGAUUGGUCGGUUACGGAGUCCGGUCAUUUGUGGGACACGUUUGGUAAUAAAGCGAUUGGCGAGAGUCGUGAAAAGCUGUCUAGGCAGCUCAUGGACAUUCUGCGUCACCGCGCCCAGGAGUGUCGCUGGAACAAGAGGUUUCUGGAAGGAGCCAAAGUCCUCGGAUUCGUCACAGGCGGCUCGAAGAUUACCAGGAUGGACAUUAUGUUCGGAGGUGGCCACUACGCGAUGAUAUUAAAGGGCCACGGUCUGUACUCACUGGGUGAAAAUUUGGACCAGUUUAAGUUGAAUCUUAGGGUGGCAAAGUUUCUCCUGAAAUCAAGGGGUGCCGUUAUUCAGUUGAUGCGGCUAUUCAAUCGCAGUCUGCGCCAGAAAGAGGAGGGCGUGGACGACGACGACGAGGAUCAGGAUUAUUUCAAUGACCUAAUCGCAUCGUCCGAGUCAAGCGACAAUUGAACUGUAAUACAUCCAGAUAGCCAGAGUAUCCUGAUACUUGGCCAAAGUCAUGAUUCCAAGUCAAUCGUAAGUAGCCACCGACCCACUAAGUAAGUACAUAGGGACUGUUCAAAGCGAUGUACUUUGGCCAAAGUAUCCGCACUCUAUUUCAAAGACAACAGCUUUUCGCUAGAGCACUUGGAGCUCCUAGUCGAAUUGAUGCCACAGAACACGAAUCCUGUUGGGCGGCUGGACAUAAAUAUCGAGUAUUCAAGCACCAAGAAGAGUGAAGCAACCGUCGCACUGGCUCGCAAACUCAAAGUGAAGGCACCAUAUGUCGGUCUUAGUUACUAAAAUAGAAGCCAAAUAGGUAGCCUACCAUACUUUAAAUCAGC